AUGAGCAAAACCUACCGUAUGCUGAUAGGUGAUGACCUCGUCAGUUCCGUCAGCUAUUUCGAGAAGUUCAAUCCAGCCAAUGGGGCUCUCUUGGCAAGGGUCCCAGGGGUUACCGCUGAGCAGAUUGAUGAAGCUGUCUCCGCUGGUAGGAAGGCUUUCGAAGCAUUCUCCAAAAUGUCGAAGGAUGCAAGGAACUCUAUUCUACUGGCGUGCAGCGAGGCAAUGACGGCUAGUUCUACUGAACUGGCAGAACUACUGUGUGAAGAGCAAGGGAAGCCGCUCUCCAGUGCGACUAAAGAGGUCGAAUGGGCAAUCAGUAGUUUCAAGAAGGCAGCUAAUAUGCCUAUCCCAGUGAAGGUCAUUCACGAGGACGACACUGGCAGAGUAGAAGUUCGCUACUGCCCCAUCGGCGUCGUGGCAGCUAUAGUUCCCUGGAACUUCCCCUUGGCAAUUGCUGCCUGUCACGCAGCGAUCUCCCUGGCGUUUGGUAAUGCUGUUAUUAUAAAGCCGUCUCCCCACACGCCGUUGACGGCUCUACGUCUGGGGGAGCUCUUCAAUGGCAUCGUACCUCCUGGUCUCAUCCAAGUAUUCACUGGACCCGACACUCCGGGAGAUUUUAAUGUUGGUAAUUAUCUAGUUCAACACCCCGGUAUCCGCAAAGUCUCAUUUACGGGCAGCGUUGCGACUGGCAAACGUGUUUUGGCUAACACUAUUGCCGAUUUGACGAGGUGCACUCUCGAACUUGGUGGAAACGACCCUGCGAUAGUUCUACCUGACGCCUCUGUGCCACAAGUUGUCCCCCAUAUCUUGCGGGCGGCAUUCAUGAAUUCGGGCCAGGUCUGCUCUGCCGUUAAACGCAUUUAUGUCCAUGAAGCGAUCUAUGAUGACUUCGUUACAGCUGCUUCUGAGGAAGUAGGGAAGCUGAGCAGCUUGGUGGGGGACGGUAGGGAGUCUAAUGUCAAGUACGGCCCAUUGAACAAUGAGAUGCAAUAUAACCGAGUAAAGGAGCUGGUUGCUGAUGCUGUGAAGCACGGAGGCGAGAUCAUCCACGGACAGCUGAGGGAGGGGUUACCGGAGAAUGGAUACUUCAUGGCUCCGUCCAUAGUAACUGGUAUUACCGAUGGAGUCCGGUUGGUGGACGAAGAACAGUUCGGACCGGUUGUACCCAUAAUGAAAUACGCUGACGAGGCGGAGGUAAUCGCGCGGGCCAACGGCACACCUUACGGUCUGUCGGCGUCGGUGUGGGGAUCAGACUGCGAUGCGUUGAACAGAAUAGCUACACAGAUACUUGCCGGAGUUGUCAGCAUAAAUAGCCAUGGAUUGAGUGGGGAAUUCGACUAUCCCUUUGGGGGGUUCAAAGACUCCGGUCUUGGUCGUGAGGGUGACUUCGGUGAUGCCGACUUGAUGGCCUUCACCGAGACUCAAACCAUCAGAGUGGCAACGCGUGAUUCGUAG
Molecule: messenger RNA, 1455 nt
Organism: Perkinsus marinus ATCC 50983
Lineage: Eukaryota; Perkinsozoa; Perkinsida; Perkinsidae
Product: Succinate-semialdehyde dehydrogenase, putative
Exons: 12
Coding region: 1-1455 (484 amino acids)
Molecular function (GO): aldehyde dehydrogenase (NAD+) activity
Source: RefSeq, a predicted model, not a curated record